Molecule: messenger RNA, 3101 nt
Organism: Siniperca chuatsi (mandarin fish)
Lineage: Eukaryota; Metazoa; Chordata; Actinopteri; Centrarchiformes; Sinipercidae
Product: helix-loop-helix protein 2-like
Exons: 2
Coding region: 730-1101 (123 amino acids)
Biological process (GO): regulation of transcription by RNA polymerase II
Molecular function (GO): RNA polymerase II cis-regulatory region sequence-specific DNA binding; DNA-binding transcription factor activity, RNA polymerase II-specific; protein dimerization activity
Source: RefSeq, a predicted model, not a curated record
CCGUCCCUGAAGUGAACCUUUAUUAGUCGGGAUCGUUUGGAUCUUAUCUCGCAUAUGACACUCGGCGGAGGAAAGACUGGAGGAAAAAGAGGGGGAUUAUCUGUGAAUUGCCUUCCGAUCCGCUGAUUCCUGACACGGGAGAGCCUCGCUUAUCUCGCACCUUUCUCCCCAUCUUCCACAGGCGGAUGGACGAGUAGCCCUGGCUGCACUUUCUCCACUAUCUGCCCAUCUCUUCUAUUGUCUCUCCAUCGCUGGGAUCACACGGGGGGGGGGGGAUGCUGACUGAUCCCUGCUCACAUCUUUACUGUCAUUUCUUUUUUUUCUUUUUUUUUUAAUCGAGCGAUCACUAAUCAUCUCUAAGACUUUAAGGCUCCAGACUGUUUUGAUCUGCAGAAACAUUUCCUGGCUUGACGUUUGACCCCGCGUGAUUCCCAUGUUGCAAGUUCGCAGCUGAAAAAAAGUAAAACAACUAGUUUCUUUUCUUUCUUGUCUUUUUUUUUUUUUUUUUUUUUUUGGUUGUUGUUUUUCUUAUCCGUGAGGCCGAGGGUCCGUGUCUUUAGCGUCUGAUGGUUGUUUUGGCCGGUGGAAUAUGAGUUAAUUUGGAGUUGAAAGCUCCGCUCAAGAGCGCCUUUAAGUUCGUUUCGAGAUUUUUUUUUUUUUUUUUUUUUGCCUCCCAACUCUUUGUCAAGGUUUUUAAGGAGGACUGACUGCCAACACCGGAGAAUAAAAAUGAUGCUGAGCCCGGACCAGGCUGAGGCCGACCUCUCUUGGACUCAGUCCGACCCGGAGACGAUGCUCAACGGCCUCAACUCGGCCGGCUGCGCCUCGGACGAGCCGGCGGAGGGCGAGGACAGGCCAAAAUGCAAAGCCGACCAGCCCCUGAGCAGGGAGGAGAAGAGGAGGAGGCGGAGGGCCACGGCAAAGUACCGCUCGGCCCACGCCACCAGGGAGAGGAUCCGAGUGGAGGCGUUCAACGUGGCCUUCGCGGAGCUGCGGAAAUUACUCCCCACCUUGCCCCCGGACAAGAAACUCUCCAAGAUCGAGAUCCUCAGACUGGCUAUAUGCUACAUCUCAUAUCUCAAUCACGUGCUGGAUGUCUAAAAGUGACUCCCACCCCCCACCCCCCCACCAUGAGACAGAAAGGGUUUGGUUGGGUUGGUAGACUGGACUCAAGCGCAUGCUGGGCGUCAAUUGAUAUGGCAAGGUUGGCAGUUAGGGUCGACUGAGAACGGAGACUUGUAAAGCAGAUACCCAGUAUUUGUUUUUGUUUUUUUGCAGCUUUUCAUAGAUAUUUUGUGCACUCAUUCACUACCUUUAAAUUGAUCAAUUUCCGGGUGAGUCAGGACUCACUGAGUGAAGAAACCUCCUAACUGGCUGAUAUGAAACGUCGGAUAUAUCGGUCUCUAUAACACCUGUGACAUGAGCUCCCAUGUUGCUUUGACUUGAAAUCUUCGAGGUUUUAAUUAGGCUGCAACAUGCUUACUAAAUCAGCAAACUUGAAAUCGUUAAACAAACAAAAAAAAAACUUUCAGGGCCAACAUCUAGUAAAGAAUUUCUCCCACCAAAUGAAACCGUCUUGUCCCCCAGAUGCUGGGACUUUGCCAUACCUUAUAGUUGACUGAGUUGACCCCCAGCGUGAGUCCAGUGUUGGUUAUUAAAGUUCCGAAUGAAAGGAAAGCCUCAACUUUCAGUCCAGACCGCUCACUGAACAAAAGCAACAAGCGACCGAGUCGUUUGAGCUGUUAGAUGCAAUAAUGAGAAAAAUGAUUCUUUUCCGAUAUACAGUGGGGGAGGGUGGGCUGUGUGAGCCCCCCGCAGGCAUUCAUGUUUCCCUCCCAACGGCGAUGUAGUGGAGAGUAGAAAAUGUGUGUGUGUGUGUGUGUGUGUGUGGGGGGUUAUCAUGAAUAUCAAGAAUCUGGUUUUCAGAGAAACUUGAAUCUCCACAUUAAAUCGCCCUCACACGUGCCAUUAGUAUAACCCCCCCCCACCUAAUGUCGUGAAUACACCUCAGCCUCAAAACGAAGUCCUGCCCUCACUGUAUCAAUUUGAGGUCUAGUCAAACAAACACUGGGGCAUUUUUCCCGAUCGAAGUGAAAGGAUGUAAACGAGAUAGCUGCUUUAGAUCUAGUUUAGAUGAUGUUUUCCGUAAAGGAAGAAAAAAAAAAAAAAAAAGAUUCAAUGCAUAAGUGCCACUUAUGACAUAUAAAAUUGUGACCUUAAUCAUUUUUUUAAAAGUGUAUGGAAUUAUUUAUUUAAUUGUGUUAAUAUUUAAGGCUAAUUUAUUUCUGUUGAUAUCAUAGGCUGGCGUCUUUUUGUAUAAAUGUAUAUUGUUUGUUGCUUCUAUAUUUUAGGCUGUGAAAUUGAACUUGGAAAGUGAUGGUGUUCUACUCUUAAAAAAAAUGGCACUUUCUGUUAAUCCAUAGCAUAAUUUAUUCGUUUGAUGUAUGUUUGAUGUAUGUCAUUAUCUUUUUUUUUGUUGUUGUUUGUUUUUAAUGUCACGUCUAUUGUCUAUCAAUAGCAACGAUAAGCACUUCAAGAUGGGGUUCGAUGGCCCCAUACAUGUCUAUUUCCCUAAAUUGUUGUGUUAAGAGGUUGCUCGAGGAAUUGGAAUUGGGCUGCUUAAAAAACAAAAAAAAAACUAAACAAAUCAUUCAAUUUAAGAAUUUGUUUCACUGACAGAAUAAUGUAAUCAUGUGAAGAAUGAUUAUGUCAAACAGUUUCUACCACCAAGGGGUUAUCAUACGAUUCAGAAGCAAACCUCUUUUUUUUGCUGUUACCAAAAAAUACUAAUUAUUUCGAGUAGUCUGAAUUUAUUAUCUUCAAUGUUUUGAUGUUAUUAUUUUAAUGAAUUGGUUUAUUUAUUUAUUUGUCUCUGCUUUGUAUUAUGAAAUCCAAUAAGUAAUUUUCUAGUGAAGGAAAAAAAAAAAAAACAUAUCCUCUAUCCAAAGAUUUUCUGUCUCUUCAGGGUUGUGUAGGCUACUUGUUGCUUUAUGCAGAUCUUUUGUAGUAGAGGUAUUGUGUGACAGCUGGUUUCUAAUGGACAAACUUUUCAUAUUUUCCGGUGUUAUUUUUAAUUAAAACGGAAAUACUUGAAAAAAAAA